UAACAUUGACAAUUGACGUCAAUAUUGUCGCCAAUUUGAAUUUCAAUUUGUUUUGAGUCCAGGUAGAAGGUGCUGUCUGGUACUCGCUUCAGGCAUAGGUGAAUAUAAUUAAAUAUACGCGUUUUAUUAAAAAAAAUUAAAGAGGGAAAGGAAGAAGUAAUUUUGUGCUAUUGAAAAUGUGGAAAAAUGACUCGAACGCCGGCAAAUCAGUGGGCAGCAACAACUUGGAUAAUAAGAGCCAUGAUACAGUGUUCAAUGAGCUGAUGCAGGAGUGCAAAGUCAGCCCCGCAGGUGCGCGCCUCUCCACGAAGGUCCGGAAUGAGCUCGAGAAGAUGCGGCCGGAGGAGCGGACCGAGCUGUGCCGGCGCAAGCGCGAUGGCUGCGCGCCGCUGUUCGUGGCGAGCAAGCGCGGCAACGUGGAGAUCGUGGAGUACCUGAUCCACGUGUGCGCGGCGGAUCUGGAGCAGCGCGGCGUGUUCGAGGUGGCCGAGGAGAACGCGGUGCACACGGUGACGCCGCUGUGGUGCGCCGCGGUGGCCGGGCGGGUACCGGUGCUGCGCGCGCUGGUGGAAGCGGGCGCCGAUCUGAACGCCUGCAGCGACAGCGGCUCGACGCCCGUGCGCUCCGCCUGCUUCAUGACGCGCGUGGAGGCGGUCGAGUUCCUGGUGGAGCGCGGCGCCGACAUCCACCGGCCCAACCACAACGGCGGCACGUGCCUCAUCAACUCGGUGCAGUCGCCGCGGCUGCUGAAGCUGCUGCUGGGGCGCGGCGCCAAGGUGGACGCGUGCGACAUGCAGCGCAAGACGGCGCUGCACUACGCGGUGCAGGAGCAGCGCGUGGAGGCGGCGCGCCUGCUGCUGCAGCACGGUGCCAACCCGCGCCUCGUCUGCUGUUCCGGUGACGACGCGCUGCGCCUCGCCUGCCUCAAGGGCGCGGCGCAGGCGGUGGCGGUGCUGACCGAGGCGACGCACUUCUGCCCCGCGCGCGUCGCCGACGCCUACGAGCUGCUCGGCGCCACGCAGCUCGACGACUUCAACGACCUGACGGCCACGCUCCUCGCCUGGCGCCGCGCCACAGCGAUACGGAACGCGUACGGGCCGUACAUAGACAAGCGGCCGCAGCGGCCCCCGCAGCCGGCGCUGGGCAACGUGCGCGAGUGGCGCACCGCGGCCGAGCUGGAGACGCUGGCGCUGGACGUGGACGCCGUGCGCACGCAGUCGCUGCUGGUGGCCGAGCGCGUGCUGGGCCCCGCGCACAAGGAUACCAUCUUCAGGCUCAUGUACCGCGGCGCGGCGUACGCGGACGCGUUCCGCUACCAGCGCUGCAUCGACCUGUGGACCUGGGCGCUGCAGAUCCGCCUCCACAAGGACUCGCUGCUCUUCAGCGACUCGUCCACGGACACGUGCCACACGGCGAGCGCGUUGACGCGGCUGCUGCUGGACGCGCACGGCAGCCGGCUGGAGCGCGCGCGCGGGCUGCCGCGGCACGUGGACGUGGUGCGCGUGUUCGCGCUGCUGGCCGAGCACCUGCCCUCGUGCCGGCGCGCGCUGGACGCGCGACCAGUGCACAAGAAGCAGGCGGAGACGUUCGACCGCGCGCUGCGCUGCGUGACGCACCUGCUGCACCUGCUGGCGGAGACGCGCGGGGCGCAGCGCGCGGCGGUGUGCGCGCGCGUGCGCCGCCUGCUGGCCGCGGACGUGCGCAGCGCCCACACCGGCGACACGCUGCUGCACCUCGCCGUGUCGCGCCUCAACGUCGUCCGCUCCACGUACUUCGCGGACGAGGUGCCGGACCCGCCGGUGUUCCCGUCUGUGGGCGUGGUGACGCUGCUGCUGGAGUGCGGCGCGGACCCCUGCCAGCGCAACGCGGCGCGCUCCACGCCGCUGCACGUCGCCGCCAUACCGUACAACUUCUCCACGGAGCUGGUGGAGCGGCUGCUGGAGGGCGGCGCGCACAUCGACCAGCCCAACAAGUUCGGGGACUGCGCGGGCGAGCUGAUCGCGCUGAACCGCGGCUCGCGCGUCUGCCCGCUGCGCUACACCACGCUGCGCUGCCUGGCCGCGCGCGCCGUGCUCGCCUCGCGCCGCCCCGUGCCGCGCCACGCUCUGCCCCACACGCUGAACCGCUUCCUGCAGCUGCACCGCCCCUAGGCGAUCCCUGACCCACCUUUUUUUUGCUGCAAAAUCUAAACUUGUUAAGGUAUUUUUUACAAAUAAUCCAAUAUUAACUAAAAAUUGUCAAAACGCCUUUACUACACUGGCUCUACUAUAUUAUUUUACUGAAAAUGUAGAAUGUAAGCGACCGCGGCGGCGGUGAGGCGCCGCUCCCUCCUCACGCGUUGCACACCGUUAUUUAUAUAAACAAAUAAUAACAUCUUUGUUCUUUUUAAGUUUUAAUAAUAGAAUUGACCGCCGACUGCCGACCGCCGACCGCCGCUCCUCCGCCGCCGACAGACGUAGCCUGCUCCAGUACAGCAGCCGGCGACGUGCUCGUGGUCUGCAUCUCCGCACCACUCUGCAGACAUGUGCCUACAUCACGAAGUUCCUGUCUACGGCCUAUUCCAAGUGCUUUUCCCUUUCCCAUUAAUUCCACGAUAGAGUGGGAAAGGGAAAAGUCCGCACUUUGUGGCGAGGAGGAUGCGACCACUGGGAGUGGCCAGUGGUCGCUUCAUGUUAUAGAUAAAUCCGGAGGGCGAGUGCUCGGUCGUCUUGGACUUUCAUUUAUUAUUUAUUGAAUUUAUGUUUAGGAUUUUUUAGUUUUAUUUACAUUUGUUACGUUUUGUCAGAUUUUGAUGAUUGUUCGACUUCGACUAAGCAGUGUUUGUUAUUUCGUAAUGUCGCGUCGUCUCUAACCUUUGUACUGUAAGUACUGACAGUGAUGCUGUGAUCUUCUCUCCUGAGCGCUCCGCCUAUUGUAUUUAUUUGAAUACUUUUUCAGCACAAACAUGUCGCUCACAACUUCCUGUGUAAGUGUGCGUCGCAAUCUCUAUAUGUUUCUAUGUUAUACAUCGAUAUAAUGUAAUGAUGUAGGUACAAUCCCCUCUCCCCCCCUCCCUCCUCCCCCCCUCAAUCUCUAUGUACAAGUUAACUUUAUAUGAAUGUAUUAUAUUUGUAGGAAGUGAUGCGUAUCAUAGUUAACAUGUGUCAGUGUGAGGGAGGGACAAUGUUACAAUGUGAUCUCGCGUCAUCUCUCCUCACUAGGUUUAGUACAAUACUUAGUAGUAGUAAGUAGAACUUUGUCCAAGACAAAGUGUAUGUGUUACUACAUAGACAUGUUAUUUGCACAGAACCUUUAACAAAUUAUUUAGUAUUUCUUGCGGAUGUUUCUGCGGAUGAAUUGUGCGAAUUAUUCGAGCGCGCUUGCUGUUACUGUCUCUUUCUCCUGCAAGAAAGGUUUUUGUGAUGGGAAUAUGAAGAUAAUUGUCACAUCCCUAUGUAGUGUAGUUGUUCAUGAACAUGUUUAAUCAAAUCGUAUACGUUAUCUCAAAUAAAGGAUGUACUCUU
Papilio xuthus (Asian swallowtail) is the source of this 3503-nucleotide messenger RNA. RefSeq names its product ankyrin repeat protein mann-cup (gene m-cup). The record is from RefSeq and is a predicted model, not a curated record. Bases 177 to 2150 code for a protein of 657 amino acids. The transcript has 7 exons. Gene Ontology annotation, molecular function: protein binding. Lineage: Eukaryota; Metazoa; Arthropoda; Insecta; Lepidoptera; Papilionidae.